AACCCAACUGCUAGAAAGAGUACAAGAAAAGCAAGCCGAAGGCAAAGAAUAAAAGCGUAACAAAAUUUUCAGUAUCUCUGCUUUGUACUUUGGUUUUCAUCCCUUCGCUGCUCCUCUCUCUCUCUCUCUCUACAGAUCUAUCAUUCACCUCUCCUCCAUCACGCUCAAAUCACUCCACAGCAGAUGGCAAUGCAGGAAGCGACUCCUGCCCCUCUUCAUUCUGCUGCAUUUGUUGGAAAUGCCUUUGUGGAUCAGUAUUAUCCCAUUCUUCACCAAAACCCGGAAUUGCUGUAUAAAUUUUAUCAGGAUUCAAGUGUGCUAAGCAGGCCAGAUUCGAGUGGUAGUAUGACCACAGUAACAACUUUGCAGGCAAUCAAUGACAAGAUCAUGUCAUUCCAUUAUGGCGAAUAUAAGAUGGAGAUAGAGACUGCAGAUGCUCAAGACUCUUACAAGAAAGGGGUGACUGUUCUAGUGACUGGAAGUGUAACUCUGAAAGAUAACGUGAAAAGGAAAUUUGGUCAAUCAUUCUUUCUAGCUCCACAGGACAAUGGCUACUUUGUCUUAAAUGAUAUUUUUACGUAUAUCGAGGAAAAGAAAUCAUUGCAGGAAAAUUCUGCAUCAGUUGAUGGUAUCAAUGAAACUGCUCCAACAGCUGCCUUGACUCCAGAUCCAGAGGCCAAUCAUGUUCCUGAUCAUCUUGUGGUAGACCCUGCAACACCAUCCUUUGAGGAGGAGGACGAUCUGAAUAAUGUUGCUGAAGUUUGUGACCCAUCAGAUAAUGAAGAAGGAUCGGUUAUUGAAGAAGAGGCUGUUGUUGAACCCCCAUCUAUUUCAAGUGAGAAUGAAAUUUCUACAGUAGUCGAUUCAGCUCCUGCAGCACAAGAGGAUGCUCCAAAGAAAUCUUAUGCAUCAAUUGUGAAGGUAAUGAAAGGCAGUGCAACAUCCACUCCAGUCUUUGCUACCAGUACAGUAAGGGCAGCACCUGCAAACUUUGAUCAACAGUUGGCUGGUUCUGCAAAAUCUGCUCCGGCACCAGAGGCAUUGACUCCUACUAGUGACAAUGCUCCUGAAAGUAGCAAUAUUAAUGAAGAAGGUUUCUCCAUAUAUGUACGGCAUCUGCCUUUAAGUGCAACAGUUCCACAAUUGGAAGAGGAGUUCAAAAAAUUUGGCCCUAUUAAGCAAGAUGGCAUCCAAGUCAGAAGUAAUAAGCAGCAGGGAUUCUGUUUCGGCUUUGUUGAGUUUGAAUCUUUGAGUUCGAUGCAGAGUGCACUUGAGGCAUCACCUAUCACAAUUGGGGAUCGUCAAGCUGUCGUCGAGGAAAAAAGAACUACCACUCGUGUUGGCGCUAGUGGUAGAGGCAGAUACCCUCCAGGAAGGGGUGGGUUCCGGAAUGACAACUUCAGGGGCCGUGGAAACUUUGGUGGUGGCCGGGGCUAUGGGCGGAAUGAGUCCAGAAAUCAGGGUGAGUAUUCAGGACGUGCAAGGGGUCCAACUGGACGCAAUGGAGAGGCUUAUCAGCGGGUUAAUCAGAAUGGAAGUGGGAAGACUGGGCGCCAAGGUGGGAUGGCGUGGAACUCAGCUUCUUCUUGAAGCUUAGCAAGUGAAACUCGCCAACAGUUGAGAUUUUUUGACACUAAAAAUGAGAGGUGGUUUGUGUCAUUAUUUCUGGGCACUAGAAAGCAAUUCAGGUUUUUGAUUUUUGUAAUUGGAAUUCUUUGUGAGAAUAAUUUUUAUUCUUGUGGAUUUUCUAUAUAAGCUUACAUGAUAUGACAGUUGUUUCCCCGGAUUUA
Vitis riparia (riverbank grape) is the source of this 1790-nucleotide messenger RNA. Its product is annotated as nuclear transport factor 2. Gene Ontology annotation, cellular component: ribonucleoprotein complex; cytosol. The record is from RefSeq and is a predicted model, not a curated record. The coding region runs from base 184 to 1590 and encodes 468 amino acids. NCBI's taxonomy places the organism in Eukaryota, Viridiplantae, Streptophyta, Magnoliopsida, Vitales, Vitaceae. The transcript has 9 exons. Gene Ontology annotation, molecular function: mRNA binding.